This is a messenger RNA of Pyricularia oryzae 70-15, 225 nucleotides long. RefSeq lists its product as uncharacterized. Bases 1 to 225 code for a protein of 74 amino acids. Lineage: Eukaryota; Fungi; Ascomycota; Sordariomycetes; Magnaporthales; Pyriculariaceae. The transcript has 2 exons. The record is from RefSeq and is a predicted model, not a curated record.
AUGGCUUCCUCUUGUCACAAGCAGACGUUAGCGCGUACAUGUAAGGGACCAACAAAAGUCAGACAGCCUGCGGUGACCGAUAGCAUGGCCGAACCAGAGGAUUUUGCCGACCAGGUCCUAUCAAGGGAUGCGCGGACUUCCGAUGCGUUGGCUGCGCCCAUGCGUGCUUGGGACGGCAACGCACAGAUGAGGGCGGCAGGGCCCGUUUGUGAGGAGGAAAAAUGA